Molecule: messenger RNA, 1380 nt
Organism: Trichechus manatus latirostris (Florida manatee)
Lineage: Eukaryota; Metazoa; Chordata; Mammalia; Sirenia; Trichechidae
Gene: SERPINE1
Product: serpin family E member 1
Exons: 9
Coding region: 60-1262 (400 amino acids)
Biological process (GO): negative regulation of vascular wound healing; negative regulation of plasminogen activation
Molecular function (GO): serine-type endopeptidase inhibitor activity
Source: RefSeq, a predicted model, not a curated record
CCACAGCACAACAGCAGCAGAACAAACCUACAACCACAAGGCACUUUGAGAACUUCAGGAUGCAGAGGUCUCCAGCCCUUGUCUGCCUCGCCCUGGGCCUGGCCCUCAUCUUUGGUGAGGGGUCAGCCUUGUCCGAAUCCCAGGCAACCCAUCUGGCCACAGACUUUGGUGUGAAGGUGUUUCAGCAGGUGGUGCAGGCCUCCAAGGACCGCAACGUGGUUUUCUCACCCUAUGGGGUGUCGUCAGUGCUGGCCAUGCUGCAGCUGACAACGGGAGGGAACACUCAGCAACAACUCCACGCAGCGAUGCAAUUCAAGAUUAAUGAGAAGGGCGUAGCUCCUGCCCUCCGUCAGCUGUACAAGGAGCUCAUGGGGCCAUGGAACAAGGACGAGAUCAACACCGCUGAUGCCAUCUUCGUCCAGCGGGACCUGAAGCUGGUCCAGGGCUUCAUGCCCCACUUCUUCAGGCUGUUCCGAAGCACGGUCAAGCAGGUGAACUUCACAGAGGUGGAGAAAGCAAGGUUCAUCAUCAAUGACUGGGUGAAGACUCACACAAGAGGCAUGAUCAGCAACUUACUUGGCAAAGGGGCUGUGGACCAGCUGACGCGUCUGGUACUGGUGAAUGCCCUCUACUUUAAUGGCCAGUGGAAGAUGCCCUUCCCAGCCUCGGGCACCCACCACCGACUCUUCCACAAGCCCGACGGCAGCACUGUCUCUGUGUCCAUGAUGGCUCAGACCAAUAAGUUCAACUACAGCGAGUUUUCCACCCCUGAUGGUCAUUACUACGACAUCCUGGAAAUGCCCUACCACGGAGAUACUAUCAGCAUGUUCAUUGCUGCUCCCUAUGAAAAAGAGGUGCCUCUCUCUGCCCUCACCAACAUUCUGGAUGCCCAGCUCAUCAGCCAGUGGAAAGGAAAUAUGACCAGACUGCUCCGCCUCCUGGUUCUGCCCAAAUUCUCCCUGGAGAGUGAAGUUGACCUCAGAAGACCCCUGGAGAACUUGGGGAUGACUGACAUGUUCAGGCCAGAACGGGCAGACUUCACGAGUCUUUCAGAUCAAGAGCAGCUCUAUAUAUCGAAGGCACUGCAGAAAGUGAAGAUUGAGGUGAAUGAGAGUGGCACAGUGGCAUCCUCGUCCACAGCUGUUGUGGCCUCAGCCCGAAUGGUCCCUGAAGAGAUCAUCAUGGACAGACCCUUCCUCUUUGUGGUUCGGCAUAACCCCACAGGAACAGUCUUAUUCAUGGGUCAAGUGAUGGAACCGUGAUUCUAGGAAAAAACGCUAUCAUCUGGGACAGAACUGGAGAUCAGAAAAGAAGAAACUCUGAAAAAAAAUUUUUUUUCUUUUAAUUACUCUUUCUGGAGAAAAAAAAGACAUUUGCCUU